AAAUUAACGUAAAGGCUGCAUAAACGUUGUUUUGCGGCAUUACGAGCUCGCGUACGUUUACAACAGUCAGGUGAUGCAACGAUGAUCCAGGGACAACGUUUGUAAGAGCUGAAAGUCACCUGUGUGCUGUCCAAUUUUCCCUAGCCUUUGGGACCAUGGCUUAUCCAUUAAGGAGUGAAGUGGUCAGGCUGUAUAAAAAUCUCCUCUACCUUGGACGGGAGUAUCCCAAAGGCGCUGGCUACUUCAGGGAUAGACUGAAGUCUGCGUUUUUGAAGAACAAAGAUGUGAAAGACCCAGAGAUUAUCAAACAAAUGAUAGCCCGAGGGGAGUUUGUCGUCAACGAGUUGGAAGCACUUUACUACCUGAGGAAGUACAGAGCCAUGAAAAAGCGGUACUACGAUGCUGAGGAAUGACUGGCCACACUUGAAAUGUGACAUCAAAGUUAUGGUGCCCUCUAUGAAGAGAUUUUUUUAAUUUAUUUUUACGGGGUAGAUCAGCUUUAAUAUUGCAGAUAAAUUGUAACUUCCGUCAAUGUAAUUGAGUAAAAAACAAUGCUUAGGCCUCUACUUCCAGCUUAUACAUACUAUAUACAUUUUAUGGACAGCCAAUUUGACAAUUGU
Molecule: messenger RNA, 620 nt
Organism: Coregonus clupeaformis (lake whitefish)
Lineage: Eukaryota; Metazoa; Chordata; Actinopteri; Salmoniformes; Salmonidae
Product: electron transfer flavoprotein regulatory factor 1
Exons: 3
Coding region: 156-413 (85 amino acids)
Biological process (GO): respiratory electron transport chain
Cellular component (GO): mitochondrion
Source: RefSeq, a predicted model, not a curated record